Molecule: messenger RNA, 5280 nt
Organism: Paracoccidioides brasiliensis Pb18
Exons: 6
Coding region: 1-5280 (1759 amino acids)
Biological process (GO): chromatin remodeling
Cellular component (GO): nucleus
Molecular function (GO): DNA binding; histone demethylase activity
Source: RefSeq, a predicted model, not a curated record
AUGGUGGUCCCACCAUCUACUGGAGCAAAUACUGCCCAGCAGCAGCAGCAGUCACAGCAGCCAUUGGCCACCCGGUCCUCCACACGCACAUCGAACUCGAAUAAUAGCCAGUCUUACAAUGCCAAUGUUCCCUUGAGUGCUCGAAGGGCCGCGCCCCUCGAUCUGUCCACGGUAGAGCGACGGGGUCAUCCAACUGCCAGCAGAGAACCAGUGAAGCGUGUGCGACCCCACGGUCUACAGGAAGCUCCAACUUUUCGUCCUACCGAAGAAGAAUUUAAAGACCCCUUCGAAUAUAUCCGUAAGAUUGCGCCAGAAGGAAAGAAAUACGGUAUCUGCAAAAUUGUGCCUCCUGACAACUGGUCUCCACCGUUUGCUAUUGAUACAGAGCGAUUCCACUUUCGCACUCGUCGCCAGGAGUUGAACUCGGUUGAAGGAGGCACCCGAGCGAACCUCAACUACCUCGACCAACUAACAAAAUUCCAUAAACAACAUGGAAUGAAUCUGAGCCGUUUUCCCAGCGUCGACAAGCGCCCCCUUGACCUCUACAAACUUAAAAAGGCCGUUGAUAUUCGCGGUGGCUUUGAACAAGUCUGUAAGCUGAAAAAAUGGGCGGAAAUUGGUCGAGAUCUGGGAUAUAGUGGCAAAAUUAUGUCGUCGUUAUCAACCUCCCUUAAGAAUUCGUAUCAACGCUGGCUUCACCCAUACGAGGAAUAUCUUCGCGUAGCUAAACCCAGUGUCCAGCAACAGCUGGAAUCUGAACAUGGCGGGCCAUACACUCCAUCCCCCGGAACCUCACCGGCAACUAAGAGGUCUCGGUCAAACAACAAUCGUGUAUCUGAAUUAAACAAGGACUCGCCAGCUGCAAAGACCUCUACCGCCCUUAACAAUUCUGUGAGAGAGACUGAGGACAGAACGGAUAAAUCUUCGACCCCUCUUGAUUGCCCGCAAGAACGGCCAAUUACAUCUUCAGGAUUUACGGCCGUUAAUUCAACUCCAGGUGGAUUUUCUGCGAUCAAUACCCCUCCGUCUUUCGUUGCGGUGAACAGUUCAGCUCCUACUGUAAAACGAGAGAUGGAGAACGGAACCCACCUUUCUAGCCUUGGAAAUGAGACUGGUACAUCGAAAAACACACCGGAUGGACAGCAAUCUGAAUCUAACUAUACGCCAAAUGUUAAUGGCCACGAUGUACGCCCUCUCAAGCGCGCUCUCAGCCAAGAAAGUCUAACAGGAAGUUCACAGACAGAUAACGGAGAUGCUGAUGGCACCAAUGGGCGGCGCAGUAAACGCCUGAAGAAAGAUGGCGUGCCAACCGUAGCUGGAUCACAUAUGAGUCUGCUACGCCCUACACCGACCCAGGGGCGAACAAGGGGUGGAAAAAGGAAGACCGGAGAGCGAUGUGAAAAUUGCGGGAAGAGUGAUGAUCGCCCAACUAUCCUAUCUUGCGACGGAUGUGAGAAUGGAUACCACAUGCGUUGUCUUGACCCACCUCUGGAAUCUGUUCCAGAUUACGACUGGCACUGCCCUAAAUGUCUUGUUGGAACUGGAGAGUAUGGCUUUGAGGAAGGAGGAAUAUACUCGCUGAAGCAGUUCCAGGAAAAAGCCAAUAGCUUCAAGGAAAGUUACUUUGGUCCAAGAAUGCCCUUUGAUCCCGUUCUCAAUGCUCCACGAAAGGAAUCCGAAGACGAUGUUGAACGCGAAUUUUGGCGGCUUGUGGAAAGUCUAACAGAAACUGUUGAAGUCGAGUACGGUGCGGAUAUUCACUCUACAACUCACGGAAGUGGUUUUCCAACUGUUGAGCGGAACCCUUUGGACCCAUAUUCUGUUGACCCAUGGAAUCUUAAUGUCAUGCCCUUGCACUCAAAAUCGCUCUUCCGUCACAUAAAGUCUGAUGUCUCUGGGAUGACCGUUCCGUGGGUAUAUGUUGGUAUGUGUUUCUCAACAUUUUGCUGGCAUAAUGAAGAUCACUACACAUAUUCGGCCAACUACCAACAUUUCGGUUCUACGAAGACAUGGUACGGGAUUCCCGGAGAUGAUGCGGAAGCUUUUGAAGAAGCUAUGCGCCAAGCCGUCCCGGAACUCUUUGAAACGCAACCCGACCUCUUGUUUCAGCUCGUUACACUGCUACCACCUGAUCAACUCAAAAAGGCUGGUGUGAAUGUGUACGCUUUAGACCAACGUGCCGGCCAAUUUGUCAUCACGUUUCCUCAGGCAUACCACGCGGGUUUUAACCAUGGAUUCAAUUUCAAUGAAGCUGUGAACUUUGCGCCGGCAGAUUGGGAGCCCCUAGGCCAAGCGGGCGUCCAGCGACUGCAAGAAUUUCGACGGCAACCUUGCUUUUCGCACGACGAACUGCUCAUCACAGCGGCGGCGAGAGAUACAACCAUCAAAACCGCCAAGUGGCUUGGUCCUGCGUUACAUCGAAUGAGCAAUCGAGAAUUAGAGCAACGUGCUGCCCUUCUCGUGCGUCAUCAGCAAGCUCACUCGCAUAAUUGUAAGAUCAGCGGUGGUGAUGAGGACUCAGACGAGUGCACACUGAACUUUCUGAUUGAGGAUACGGAUCUUCCUGAGGAAGAAUAUCAGUGCAGUUAUUGCAAAGUAUACAGUUACCUGACACAGUUUAAAUGCCAUAACAAGGGGAAGACCUUGUGUCUUCUACAUGCUGAUACGUAUGACUGCUGUGGUGAAGACUCAUCGCAGAAAUUAUUUGGCCCUAACCACACUUUGCGCUAUCGCAUGUCCGAUGAUGCCCUGCGAGCGUGUGUGCAGAAGGUGGAAGACCGAGCAAGGAUCCCCGAGGCCUGGGCCGAAAAGCUGGAUAAAGUUCUUGCGGAUGAACCGAAACCGUCGUUGAAAGCCUUACAUGCGUUACUCAGUGAGGGAGAGAAAAUCCCCUAUUUUCUUCCUGGUCUGCAGGAUCUGGCCUCGUUUGUUCAACGUUGCGACAAGUGGCUUGAUGAGGCAAAUAAUUACAUUACUCGGAAACAGCAGAAUCGACGUAAAAAUGAGAAAGCAUGGCGCAAGGUAAAUUCAACCAAGGCCGCACAGAUGGAAGAACGUGAUCGUGAGCUUCGCAAGGUGGAGAAAAUACAUGCCCUCCUUGAGGAGGCCGACAACCUUUCCUUUGAUUGUCCGCAGAUCACAUUGCUGAGGGAAAAGGUAGAUGAGAUUCAGAAAUUUCAAAGUGAUGCUCAGGCUAUUCUUUGCAACCCUCAUAUUUCCUCAACACAGGAGGUUGAGGAGCUUGUAGAUCUUGGCAGGAAUUUCAAUGUUGACAUUCCCGAAGUAGAAAAGCUCGAGAAAGCACUGAAACAGAUGAGAUGGAAUAGUGAAGCCCGACGCAAACGCGAUCAAUAUCAAACGCUUGAAGAGUGUGCUGAGUUCAUUGCGCAGGGGGAGCAGCUAGGAUUAGCUGAGUCGAACGAGCAUCUUCUUUAUUUCAAAGAGAUGCACCGCCAAGGGGAGACCUGGGAAGCUAAGGCAAAGGAACUCAUGGGGGUAGAAACUGUGCAUUAUCAACAGCUAGAAGCACUGUCGGCACAAGCGGCUCGGUUCCCGGUAACACCCGAAACUCUUACAGCGGUUGAUGCCAUCUUGACCAAGCAACGGGAAGCUCAGAGACAAAUAUCCGGAUUUUUUGACGGAAGCAGGAAUCCUGAUUUUCGGAAACGGCCACACUACAAAGACGUGCGCGAUCUGAUGGAAUCGUUGUCUGAGCUGAAUAGCAAGCCCAACGGAACUAUCGAUCUGGAAAAGGAGCAAAAGCGCCAUGAGGAUUGGAUGCGGAAAGGGAAAAAGUUGUUUGGCAAGGCUAAUGCUCCGCUGCAUAUACUUAAGAUGCAUCUCCAGUAUGUUGAGAAGAAGAACUCGUAUUGUUUUGACCUUGAGGAUAGAUGUCGGCCACCAGUUGAGCCGGCAUCGCGAGAGGCUAGUCCCGAAGGCGAUUCUCAUAAUUGGACCGGGAGUAGGUCUAAAAAGAAGGAUGUAUUUUGCAUUUGCAGACAGCAGGAGGCCGGGUUGAUGAUUGAGUGCGAACUUUGUCAUGAAUGGUACCACGGGAAAUGUUUGAAAAUUGCCAGAGGCAAAGUCAAGGAGUUCGAUAGUUAUACUUGCCCUAUUUGCGAUUGGCGGGUCAAGAUUCCUCGCGACGCCGCUCGUCCCAAAUUGGAAGAAUUGCUCGAUUGGCAGGCUGAAAUCCCUGAUCUCCCUUUCCAGCCGGAAGAAGAACAGGUGCUGGAAUCGAUUAUUGAUCAGGCAACCUCAUUCCGGGAAUUUGUGAGACCUCUUGUGAGUUCCAGUGCCUGUAUGACGGCUGAAGAGGUCCCGACACAGAUAUUUUAUCUGAGGAAGAUGGAAGGAGCGGAAGUUCUCCUUGCAUUUGAGACGAAUUAUUUCCGCCAGGAAAUUCAUAAAUGGGCCCCAGUUGCACCGGAACCUCCACCAAUCCUUGAGGUCUCGCUGUCUACUCGCAAACCACGACCCACAAAACAGCAGAAGAUGAUGGCCCAAAUGGGGAUUGAAAAGCCCGAGGAUCUCCCACUCCAUCUCAGGACUAAGCAGCACACUUUCUCCAACAAACGGAAGUCAACCGAUUCCCACGGUUCUGGUCGACCUCCACCACUACAGCCGGCACCUAUGCUCCGCUCCACCACUCCGUCAGGUGAUCCUCGAUCAGCUUCCACGGGCAAUGCACCUACUCCAACCACUACUCUCUCUGCACCACUGCCUACUUCUCAACAUUCAACCGCCUUUCCCUUUUCACAUCCAUUCCCAAUGUCUUCGAAUGACGCAAGCCCAUCAUACGCGCCUACGCCUACAUCUUCCGCCUAUCUCCCGCAGGUCAACAAUGUCCACUCCCCCUCAUUCGACCCCACCUCUCCCUCAUCUCACCACCAAGUCCUAGAUUCAUCCCUCUUCAGCCCGCCAAGCUUCACCCGUACCAACCCCCUACAUCCCCAAGGGAUGGGCAAAGACGACGAUGUUGACAUGGACGGCCACAUGGCCUUUGGCAGCAGUCCACGGGCAAAUAUGGAUGACAUUUUCGCCGAAAUGACGAACCAGGAUACGGAGCAGAUGGAGGCGCUGGAGGUUAGUCAUGCGAAUGAAGCGCUGGAGGCGCUUAGGAGCGCUAGUAAUAGUGGCGCGCGGGACUGCUCUACUUCGGAAUCUGCUGAUGACGGUGGUGGUUUCGGUCCGGAGAGCGGAGAUGGGACACUUGGUGAUGGUCAGGGGAGGGAUGGCAUGGACACAUCCAACCAUCUAGCUGAUGAAUUCUUGACUUGA